This is a messenger RNA of Rhea pennata, 7424 nucleotides long. RefSeq names its product IQ motif containing GTPase activating protein 1 (gene IQGAP1). Gene Ontology annotation, biological process: epidermal growth factor receptor signaling pathway; mitotic actomyosin contractile ring assembly actin filament organization; fibroblast migration. Bases 83 to 5062 code for a protein of 1659 amino acids. The transcript has 38 exons. The record is from RefSeq and is a predicted model, not a curated record. Lineage: Eukaryota; Metazoa; Chordata; Aves; Rheiformes; Rheidae. Gene Ontology annotation, molecular function: calmodulin binding; GTPase activator activity; actin filament binding. Gene Ontology annotation, cellular component: cell cortex; nucleus.
CCUCCGCCACACCCGGCGCGGCAGGAAGAGGAACCGCCGCGCCCGCACCCAGCUCCGGGCGGCCGCGGCCCAGCGCAGCACCAUGGCGGCGGCCGAGGAGGUAGACGGGCUCGCCAUGUCCCGGCCCCACUACGGCUCUGUCCUGGAUAAUGAGAGGUUAACAGCAGAGGAGAUGGAUGAAAGACGGCGCCAGAACGUGGCUUAUGAAUAUCUUUGUCAUUUGGAGGAAGCCAAGAGAUGGAUGGAAGCCUGUCUGAAUGAGGAACUGCCUCCCACAACAGAGCUGGAAGAAGGCUUGAGAAAUGGAGUCUAUCUGGCCAAACUUGGAAACUUUUUCUCCCCUAAAGUGGUUUCUGUGAAGAAAAUCUAUGAUAGGGAACAGACUAGAUAUAAGGCAACUGGUCUCCACUUCCGGCACACUGAUAAUGUAAUUCAGUGGCUGAAUGCAAUGGCUGAGAUUGGUCUUCCCAAGAUUUUCUACCCAGAAACUACAGACAUCUACGAUCGCAAGAACAUGCCACGCUGUAUCUAUUGUAUUCAUGCGCUCAGCCUGUACCUGUUUAAACUGGGACUUGCCCCACAAAUUCAGGAUUUAUAUGGGAAGGUGGACUUCACAGAGGAGGAAAUCAGUAAUAUGAGGCUUGAACUGGAGAAGUAUGGUAUUCAGAUGCCUGCCUUCAGCAAGAUUGGAGGAAUUCUAGCGAACGAACUCUCUGUGGAUGAAGCAGCGUUACAUGCUGCUGUUAUUGCCAUUAAUGAAGCAAUUGACCAUCAAAUUCCUGCUGACACUCUUAUGGCAAUGAAGAAUCCUAAUGCCAUGCUAGUAAAUCUCGAUGACCUAUUGGCAUCUGCUUACCAAGACACACUCUACAGAGCAAAGCAAGACAAGAUGGAGAAUGCGAAAAAUAGGAUUGCCUCUGAAAAUUCAGAAAGAGAGAGAGAUGUCUAUGAAGAACUUCUGACUCAAGCUGAGAUUCAGGGCAACAUCAAUAAAGUGAACACACAUUCAGCUAUAUCAAAGAUUGGUCUAGCUUUGGAACAAGGAAAUGCAUUAGCAUUAUAUGAAGCUUUGGCAACACCAGCCCUGGGACUCCGAGGAUUACUACGAGAAAACUGUGACUGGUAUCUCAAGCAAUUUUUGAGUGAUAGACAGCAGAAACAGGAGGCUGGCCUUACAGGUCCUCUGCAGAAGGAAGAGUUGCAGUUGGGAGUGGAUGCUGCUAACAGUGCAGCACAACAGUAUCAGCAAAGGCUGGCAGCAGUGGCCAGAAUUAAUUCUGCAAUUCGAACGGGUGAUGCUGAGAAGACUGUGGCAGAGUUAAUGAAUCCAGAGGCCCAGCUACCAGAGGUUUAUCCAUUUGCUGCAGACCUUUACCAAAAGGAGCUGGCCACCUUGCAGCAACAGAGCCCUGAAGGUAACCUCACCCAUCCAGAACUAUCUGUUGCUGUAGAGAUGCUGUCUUCUGUGGCCCUCAUUAAUAGGGCUUUGGAUUCAGGGGAUGUGAAUACAGCCUGGAAACAGCUGAGCAGUCCAGUCACAGGACUCACUAACAUUGAGGAUGAAAACUCCCAGAGAUACAUUGAUGAUUUGAUGAAGCUAAAAGCUCAGACACGUAUAGAAGGAAACGAAUUUAUCACAUGGAAUGAUAUCCAGUCAUGUGUUGAUCGUGUGAACAUAGUAGUGCACGAAGAACAUGAAAGGAUUUUGGCAAUUGGACUUAUCAAUGAAGCUCUAGAUGAGGGAGACACCAAAAAGACAAUUCAAGCCUUACAGAUUCCUGCAGCAAAAUUGGAGGGUGUAACCCCAAAAGUAGCACAGCACUAUCAGGAUACACUACUUCGAGCCAAGAGAGAGAAAGCACAGGACACUCAGGAUGAGACAGCUGUACUUUGGCUAGAUGAAAUUCAGGAUGGGAUUCAUAGGGCUAACAAGGACACAGAGGAGUCCCAGAGAUUUUCCUUAGGAAUUCUGGCCAUUAAUGAAGCAGUAGACCGUGGUGAUAUUAGCCUGACCCUGAGUGCUUUGCGCUCACCGGAUGUUGGGUUAUACGGAGUCACUCCUGAAUGUGCUGAGACGUACCAUCGAGAGCUGGCAGAAGUCAAGAGAAGAAAAAGGGCAGCAGGGGGCAAUAGCAGUGAAUGGGUUAAACAUUGGGUGAGAGGAGGCUAUCAUUAUUACCAUAACCUGCAGACCAAAGAGGGAGGAUGGGAUGAACCAGACGGAUUUGUACAAAAUGAUACACAGCUGUUGCGGGAGGAGAUACAGAGCACUAUCUCUGGAGUCACUGCUGCAUACAACCGAGAACAACUGUGGCUGGCCAAUGAGAAUCUGAUUACAAAACUUCAGGCUUGCUGUCGAGGAUAUCUUGUUCGCCAGGAAUUCAACUCAAGAAUGAAUUUUUUGAAGAAACAAGUCCCAGCAAUCACUUGCAUCCAGUCCCAGUGGCGUGGCUACAAGCAGAGGAAGGCAUAUCAAAUUCGUUUGGAUUACUUACGAGCACACAAGGACCAAGUAGUGAAGAUUCAAUCAAUGACCAGAAUGUACCAAGCCAGAAGGCGUUACAGAGACCGUCUGCAGUAUUUCAGAGACCAUAUAAAUGAUGUUAUAAAAAUUCAAGCCUUUAUUCGAGCAAAUAAAGCACGAGAAGACUACAAAACCCUAAUUAAUGCUGAAAACCCACCUAUGGCUGUGGUACGGAAGUUUGUCCACUUGCUCGAUCAAAGUGACCAAGAUUUUCAGGAGGAGCUUGAGCUAAUGAAACUGCGCGAGGAAGUUGUAACUUUGAUCCGAUCCAAUCAGCAACUGGAAAAUGACCUCAAUCUGAUGGACAUCAAAAUUGGGCUGCUAGUGAAAAACAAAAUUACAUUGCAGGAUGUUGUUUCUCAUAGCAAAAAGCUUACCAAGAAGAACAAGGAACAGCUCUCUGACAUGAUGAUGCUGAAUAAACAAAGGGGAGGUCUGAAAGCUUUGAGCAAGGAGAAGAGAGAAAAGCUGGAAGCCUAUCAACAUCUGUUUUACUUACUUCAGACUAAUCCCACCUACUUGGCCAAGCUGAUUUUUCAGAUGCCUCAGAACAAAUCCACAAAGUUCAUGGAUUCUGUGAUCUUCACACUGUAUAACUAUGCAUCCAACCAGAGAGAGGAAUACCUGUUGUUGAGGCUUUUCCAAACAGCAUUGCAGGAAGAGAUCAAAUCAAAAGUAGAUCAAAUACAUGAGAUUGUGACUGGGAAUCCUACCGUUAUUAAAAUGGUGGUGAGUUUCAACCGUGGUGCCCGUGGUCAGAAUGCCUUGAGGCAGAUCCUGGCACCGGUUGUGAAGGAAAUCAUUGAUGACAAAUCACUCAAUAUCAAAACUGAUCCUGUGGAUAUUUACAAGUCUUGGGUUAACCAGAUGGAGUCUCAAACUGGUGAGGCCAGCAAACUGCCAUAUGAUGUUACACCUGAACAAGCGCUAACUCAUGAAGAGGUGAGGACGCGCCUGGAUGCCUCAAUCAGAAACAUGAGGACAGUGACGGACAAAUUCCUGUCUGCUAUUGUUAGUUCAGUGGAUAAAAUCCCUUAUGGAAUGCGCUUCAUUGCCAAAGUGCUAAAAGACUCUCUGCAUGAGAAAUUCCCUGAUGCUGGUGAGGAUGAACUUCUGAAGAUUGUUGGCAACUUACUCUAUUAUCGCUACAUGAAUCCGGCCAUUGUUGCACCAGAUGCGUUUGACAUCAUUGAUCUUUCAGCUGGAGGUCAGCUGACUACAGAUCAACGCAGAAACCUUGGUUCCAUUGCAAAGAUGUUACAGCAUGCUGCAUCCAAUAAGAUGUUCAUGGGAGACAAUGCGCAUCUAAGCAUCAUUAAUGAAUACCUUUCACAGUCAUAUCAGAAAUUCAGACGUUUUUUUCAGGCUGCCUGUGAGGUCCCUGAAUUGCAAGAUAAAUUUAAUAUUGAUGAAUAUUCUGACUUAGUUACUCUCACUAAACCAAUUAUUUAUAUUUCCAUUGGUGAAAUCAUCAAUACACAUACUUUGCUCUUAGACCAUCAAGAUGCAAUUGCUCCAGAGCACAAUGAUCCGAUCCAUGAGUUGCUGGAUGAUCUGGGAGAGGUUCCUACAAUUGAGUCCUUAAUAGGGGAAGGAUCUGGCAAUGUUAAUGACCCCAGCAAGGAAAUGCUAGCAAAGACUGAAGUUUCUCUCACGCUCACUAAUAAAUUUGAUGUUCCUGGUGAUGAGAACGCAGAGAUGGAUGCAAGGACAAUUCUGCUGAAUACAAAGCGUUUAAUUGUUGAUGUAAUCCGCUUCCAACCAGGAGAAACCCUGACUGAAAUCUUAGAAACUCCAGCUACUUCAGAGCAAGAAGCAGAGCAUCAAAGAGCUAUGCAGAAACGGGCCAUUCGUGAUGCUAAAACUCCUGAUAAGAUGAAAAAGUCUAUAUCCGUAAAGGAAGACAGCAAUUUAAAUCUUCAAGAAAAAAAAGAGAAAAUCAAGACAGGCUUGAAGAAGCUGACAGAACUGGGGACUGUGAAUGCAGAAAAUAAAUACCAGGAACUAAUCAAUGAUAUUGCAAAGGAUAUCCGAAAUCAGCGUAGAUACCGUCAGAGAAGAAAGGCAGAGCUGGUGAAGCUGCAGCAGACGUACAGUGCCUUGAACUCCAAAGCUACCUUUUAUGGGGAACAAGUGGAUUAUUACAAAAGCUACAUCAAAACCUGCUUGGAUAACCUGGCAAGCAAGGGCAAGGUCUCUAAGAAACCUCGAGAGAUGAAAGGCAAAAAUAGUAAAAAGAUAUCUCUAAAAUAUACGGCAGCUCGACUUCAUGAGAAGGGAGUGCUAUUAGAGAUUGAAGACCUGCAAGUUAACCAGUUUAAAAAUGUGAUAUUUGAAAUCAGUCCAACAGAGGAAGUAGGAGAUUUUGAGGUAAAAGCAAAAUUCAUGGGAGUACAGAUGGAAACCUUUAUGUUACAUUACCAGGAUCUUUUGCAGCUGCAGUAUGAAGGCGUUGCAGUCAUGAAGUUGUUUGACAGAGCAAAAGUAAAUGUCAACCUUCUGAUCUUCCUUCUGAAUAAGAAAUUUUAUGGGAAAUAACUAACCUCUGCCAGCAAGUCUGUGAAAGGGGAGAUAAAAGAAAAAUCUGCACAUCUUUUAACGUCUCCUCUAGCUCUCAGAAUAGAGGACAUUAUCUUGAAAGGCUAUAGCUAUGUGUAUCAAUAUAUGCCCAUGCCCUGCUAGAGUAUAUCAUAUGUAUCAUGAAGGAAGAAUGAGAACCUCAGUGAAUUGACCCUGACUGAGUCUGCAGGGAGUUGGUUUCUUCUGUCUUUAUGAUCUGUAUCGUCUACUUUGAAGGUUCCUUGAGAGGAGGUUAAUUUAGAAUGUAUUUUUACAGAGCACUGGGGAUUAAACUAGUGUUAGAGUAUACAUAGGGCAUCUGUGUGCUUUAUUUGCCUAAGCAUGUGCUUUGUAAGGCUUGAAUUCUUGUUGCUUGUAUGAAGAGAAAGAUGGCACUACAGAGCAAUCGGUCUGCUUCUUUCUAAAAGCAAAAAAGGUUACAGAUUGUAUUCAGGUUUUGGUUAUUCUCUUAACUGCAAGGAAUGAAAUAAAAAAUGGUCAAGGUCUAGGUUACCCAUUUGUACGUGAGCUUGUGGUGGUGGUGGCAGCCAAUUGCUGAAAUAGAACCAUUAGAGACUAGGGAAUUGUUAAGUGUCAAGAAUAGUCGCUGAAUGAUUCGUAUAUACGUACGAUAGGCAGAUAGAACAGUUUUAGUGGCUCAUUUUUCUCAAAUUUAUUUCUCUUAAUGACACUGUAAUAAUUUACAGGUGGCCCCUUACAUAGAGGGACUGUGGAACGUAUUUACUAGUGCAUAAGGAGGGAGGGGGAAAGCUUUUUGGAGAAUGGUAGGGAAAUUUAAAAAAUAUGAGAUGUUAAUUUUCAGUGUUGCUUGCACAGCAUUUGAAAUAUAAAAAUUUGCUUUUUUCCAAUUUAGAACAAUGCUCCAUGUAUCUGUAUCUGAUGCAAUAAACGCUAGGCUCUACCUGUAGAGUUGUCAAAGGAAGAUGACUGUCUUAAGUAGGUCAGCUGUUAAAAAGUUUCAAUUUGCUAGCUAUACCUAAGCCCCCCCCCCCUUUUUUAACUACUUAGAUUUUUUUUUUUUAAUUCAGUUUUGGUGGUGGUGCUGGCUGUUCUGCCAUAUCCAACAGAAAUGCAGAGAGACUCAUAAAAACAUCUGGCCUUAAAAUUGCUUGUAGGCUAAAGAUGCUUGCCCCAGAAAGACACUCCACGCCACCACUUUUUAAGAAUAAAAAAAGAAGAAGAAGAAAUAAAAAGAAAAAAGGGCAAAAGAUCUCUCUGAAAUGCAAAUUUUAAGUUACUCUUAGGUCACUUGUGCUAUUCUUUCAGAUAACUGGGUUUAGUUGAGCUGCCUUAUCUCUCUGAUCUGCACUGAGUUAGUAAUGCCAGUUCAGAUCUUUUUCUAAUGAAAGCCACUCAGUAUUUGAAAUGCCGCAUGUCUGAGGAUAACUUUUCUGUAAUCCUUUAAGAGUUAAAUAUGUAUUUCAGCCUGGCAAUGUCUAAAUGUAUUUAAAUAUAUUUUAAUACUGAUGCAUGUUACUCCCAAUACCAAAAAUUCCUCCUUUUACAUACCAAAACCAAGAAACAUUGUGUAGAUCAUCUUCUGAAAGAGAGAAACCUUAGAAUUGGAUUUCUCUUCCAGUGGUAUCUGAAGAGGAGGUGAGAAUUAGGAGUAUGUCUUGCAUAGAUUUUUAGCUGUCUCUGAAUUUGAUGUAUAACAGAAGGACUUAACUUUAAUUCUUCGUAUUGAGGAUGAUGAAAAUCAUAGUAGAACAUUAUGGAACGAUCACUAAGGAAAUACAGCUAUACUCUGCAAGCUUUCAAACCACAAGAGAUUAAUCCCUACCCCUUUGAGGGAAGUAAUAAAAAACAACACUUUCCAAUGUCUGCUAAAACCCUUUAAACUAUAACGCAAGAGAGGAUGAGGUAACCCAAGGAUGGGAUGAGGUAAUGAGGUGUUAGUAGUGGUCUUCUACUAAUCAAGUAUAGUACCCAUGAGGAAAGCAUCCUCACAGUUGCUUUACAAGAUUUGCCUUAUUGUCUACACAUAUCAAAAAAUCAGGCUUUUGGCAAAAAUUAAAAAAAGAAACCAAAUUGGUUGUUUGAAAAUAAUCAUAAAAAAAAUGGGAGUCUACUCAUUUUAGCUGAGUAACAGUAUGAAAUGGUGGAGUUUUUUUAAAAAAGAAAAGCUCUGAUGAAAUAUGCAGUCUCAGCACUGAAUAUAUGUAUUUUGUAAUUUAUUGGUCGUUUAGCUUUGCUUACUCCCUUGCACCAUUGUAUUUACCAUGGGAGUAACUAGAAAUAGAAGGCAUGUCUUCUUUCUUUGCUGGUAAAAUUUGCCUUUGUAACUCACAUCAAAAUAAAAAAAAAUCAUUUGUCCCCA